Leptidea sinapis is the source of this 2435-nucleotide messenger RNA. Its product is annotated as myosin-9-like. The transcript has 23 exons. Lineage: Eukaryota; Metazoa; Arthropoda; Insecta; Lepidoptera; Pieridae. The record is from RefSeq and is a predicted model, not a curated record. The coding region runs from base 172 to 2331 and encodes 719 amino acids.
ACAUAUUGUUUGUUUACAAAGACAUAAUUUUAAUAAAAUGCUUUAUAAGUUACUUCACUGUUAGUAAAUAUUUGGUAUAACUGCCGUUUCUUUUGUUACUACUCAAAUAUAUUUUGUUUUUUAUUGAAUCUUUAGAUUUAUAUAAAUUGGUAUAGAAAUAACCGUACCACAAUGGCUGGCAGGGCAAAAGAGAAUGUGACUCUGUUGAAUAUUAGUGAAAUGAUUGAUUUGGCAAUCGGCACCCCUGAGGUGGGUGUUGUUGAUUUCUGCAUGCUGCAAACAGUCCUACACUGCCUCGCGCAGCAGUUGAGGGUACUUGGCAAGAAUGUGGAGUUGAGAGGCGCUGUUCCAACGAUCCCAAGGGAGAACUCACAAACCAUUUCUGUUACCGAGUUCGCCGUUGACACUGAUAAGGACACUGGAAAUGUAACAUCAGCAGCAAAAGAACCAUCACCUGAUACGAUAUUAGUUGUGGAAAGAAAGCAGAAGACAGAACCAGUGGAACAAAGGAGGAAGUCAGAGACAGUGGAACAAAGGAGGAAGUCAGAGACAGGGCAAAGAAUGUUGACUACACAGUCUCCAUCGACUGAGAAACUUUCAUUGGUCACAAUGAGUAAAUUUAAUGUACUCGAGUCUACGGUAGAUGAUCUCAGAAACCGAGUCUAUGGAAGCAUGCCGAAAAAUGAAGACAUCUUGGAAGAAGUGAGAUCCCAAACAAAUUUAAAGGCAAUAACAGACAUGUGGACUUCCCUGAACGUGUCUUCACGACUUGAAGCUGCUGAAGAAGGCAUAUCCAAGCUUAGUUCUUUAGUUCAAGAUUUAAUAUCAGGCACGGCUGGUUUGCAAGACUCGCUCAGUCGAGGUGCAGCUAUCGGUCCUCCAGCGGCUGCCCCUGUAGCAGCCAUAGCAGCGGCCCCAGCGACAGCCCAAGACGCCCCGGAAGAUGCAACAACAGGCGCAUCCACUGGAUAUGAUGUCAACAAAAUACAAGAAGACAUGAAUCGUAUACGAUUCGACCUCGACAGCCUGACAAACUCCUUCAAGAGCAUGGAGCCACGUGGCACGGCGGCCGACGGGCGAUUCCCUGACCUGGCUAGUCAAAUGGAAAGACUCAACAAUCUAGAAAAACGGAUGAAAGAAUGUUGCGAAGAUUUGUUCAAAAAAGAUGGCCUUACACAAGAUCAGUUGAACUCAUUCCAAGAUCAGCUAGAACAUCUUGCAAAACAAAUGGCUCUCAACAAUGCGAACAAACUUUCGCCGAGCAUUCUCGAAAACUUACAAGGGCUAAUGGAUCUUUUCAAGACCGUACAAGAUAUGCAAGAGCAGUUGAAACACAUCCAGGAAACCGCCAUGCAGCUUGCAGCUGAGAAGGAGGGUCGACAAUAUCACAUGAACUCACUCCUGGAACAAAUCGAACUAUUGAAAACAAUAAAGUUAGACCGUGAAGAUAUGGUAGAAGCGAUGGCGAACAAGGCGGACUUGAGACUUGUGGCACGCAAGGUCUCGCACGACCAGUUCGAGAUCGCCUGUGAUGACCUCUCCAAAGGACUGGACCGUGCUCUUGGAAAACUUAAUAUGCAGGAAUCUUUGUGGCAACAAGCAUUGGAUGAUAUUCAACGAGAAAUUGAGAGCAAGCUGGACAAACUUGAGCUGACACCAGUGAAAGAAUUCUUCAACAACAAACUCAAGCAGCUGCAAGAGAAUCUCAAACAAAUGGUAGCGCUGCGAAGGGAGGCUGAGGCGGCUGGAACAAAGAGAAAGCUCAUGAGAGAUCUGAACUGCAUAUCUUGCGAUGCACGCGCUAUGAUGCCAAUGGAGGGAGAAGCAACAGUACCAUCCUUGCCACCUUUGCCACCUAAUCUGUCUAUGAAACCGUACCUAAGCUAUGAACUUGAUGCAAUUCGAAAAUCGCAAGCCUCUAACUUACCGCAGCGGAACAUGAAAGAUUGGGAAAACAUCGAGAAACAAAUGACACAAACAAAACAACAUCCUAAGCCGAAGUCUGAGCCCGGUGAUAGACAUCUCUGCAACCGUUACUGCGGUGGUUCUCACACGGUGACGACGGCAGCGCAACGAGUGGCACGUCUUGGGCAUUUCGUAAAGCAGUGGGGGCCGGACGUGGUGCCGCUAUCUUCGACCAUGGCAGCGGGGGAUGAUGGAAGGUUGUACAAAGUCACCGACAACGCAGGAGCGAACGUCAGUGUGGGGCCAGGAGGACCAGUAGAAGAAGCCCCCUGUACUCCGAGGCCAAAGAAGUACGACCAAGCCGCGCCUAAGCCACAAAAACCUUUGGAUCCAGAAUGCCGCUGCCUUGAACCAGAUAAGCCGUGAAGAUAGCAGAUAUAUUAUAUAAAGCCCCUCAAAUGUACAGUUUUAUUCUGCAUUUUUAUUUAUCCACGUUUCAAUAUGAAAAUAUAUUUCAUUUUUUAUUUAUA